CCUGUCCUAACCUCAAAACAUAAAAUGGAACACUAAAUAAUUAAUUUUCAAUAUAAACUUAAUCUACAUAAUAAAAUGUCUUUAUUAAUUAAGCAUUACAAACCUGGCGCUGUAUUUAACACACAGAUACUAUGGCGUUUAAACUCAACUGUAGCGGAAAAUCUAAAUAAAGGCGAAGAUGAAGAGGAAUUUAGAGUUUUGGAUAUUUUGAAGAAAAAAGAUAAACAACAGAGACGAGUAGCUCGAAGAUCUGAUGUUAUGCCCGAUAGGACUGAGAAAAUGCCCACAGAUCAGAAUUGGGGCAACGUCUGGCCAGGUCCUCGCUCGUUCCACCCAUCUUCAGUACCUCUACCAAUCAGACAAGGCUACGUACCAAAAGGCCAGGUCCCUCCCGGCAAGAAAGCUAACGCAGAGCUGAUGAAAAUACCAAACUUUCUGCACCUCACACCACCAGUUGUUAAAGCCCAGUGUGAAGCUAUCAAGAAAUACUGCACGGAAUGGCCGAAAUUAUUAAACUCUGAAGAGGCAAUAGAAAAACAUUACCCUAUAGAAGUAAUAACGUCUGAUUAUUGCCAUGCUAGCCCGACAAUCCGGAAUCCACUAGCAAGAAUCGUGACUCUACGUAUUAAAUUGUCAAACUUGAACCUCGAUAAGCAUGCAAGGGACAAGUUUUUAAGAUUAGUAGGAGAUAAAUAUGACGCAGCAACAGAUUUAGUUACUAUAACAGCAGAUCGUUGUCCCAUGAGGAAACAGAAUUUAGAUUAUGUGAAUUAUCUAUUAACAGCGGUAUAUCAUGAGUCAUGGACAUAUGAAGAUUGGGAGAAGGAAAAAACAGAAGACGAUAUGGAAUAUUAUGUUUGGGAUAAUAAUGUGUCAAAGAGGAAUUUAGUAGAUUGGCACUUACGAGUAAAUAAUGAAGUUAAAACACUCUCUGAUGAAGAAUAUAAGAGCUAUGAUGUCUCAACGAUACCAAAUGCAGAGGGAUAUAAAACAGCAGUGUCAGAGUUAUACAAUGUAGGUGAAAAUGAUGAUACGUUAGGGAAGUAUGAUGUGGCUGUAAGGAAGCUCUUUGGCUUGCCGGAAAAGAAAAUUGUAAAUUAAAAUUGUAUUAAUAAAUAGUUGUAUAGGA
This is a messenger RNA of Colias croceus (clouded yellow), 1129 nucleotides long. It is a transcript of the gene mRpS35, whose product is annotated as 28S ribosomal protein S35, mitochondrial. Gene Ontology annotation, molecular function: structural constituent of ribosome. The record is from RefSeq and is a predicted model, not a curated record. Gene Ontology annotation, biological process: mitochondrial translation. Gene Ontology annotation, cellular component: mitochondrial small ribosomal subunit. Bases 76 to 1101 code for a protein of 341 amino acids. The transcript is spliced from 2 exons. Lineage: Eukaryota; Metazoa; Arthropoda; Insecta; Lepidoptera; Pieridae.